AUGCAACACCUCAGAUUCGUUUACUUGCUGCUGCUGGCAGGACUUGCCCUCGCAUACUUCUCUCCAACUCAAUUGGAGAUCUUGGAUCUACACUACAAGAUACAACCGAAACAGGCUUCAAAAUCUGCAGAUAACCGUACCUUCUACUCGUUGCUUUCAAUCUCGCCAUCGACACCAGAAGAUCAGCUUGAACGUGCGUACAGAAAGCUAAGCAGAAAAUGGCACCCGGACAAGUUUGUUAUGGCUGAGCCAAAGGAACGCCGUCGGGCUGAACGGAAGUUCGAAACACUCUCUUUGAUCAUUUCGAUUUUGCGUGAUGUUGACCGUCGUAAGAGCUACGACUAUUUUCUCAAGAACGGAUUCCCCGUGUGGGAUGAAUCCAAAGCCAGGUACGUUUUCCAGAAUAGAUUCAAACCAAACUUCACGCUAGUUUUGGUGUUCCUGGCCGUGCUGACCAGUAUCGGGCAGAUGAUCAUUUUGAAAUUAAACAGGUCUCAGAAGAACAAAAGAGUAGAACAGAUAUUGCGGGAUGUCAGAUGGAAGGCGGACAAUAUGAACCGAAGUAGUGCAGACCCUAACAAAGUGAUGGAGCUCCCAGAUGACUAUGAGCUGGACAGCAAUUUCUCAGGCUACUCCGUCGACGACAAGUUGGUGACCUACUGUGGCAAAGUUUUUAUUGUUAAGCCCGACAGAAGUGUUCUUUUGUAUAAUGACGAGGAUUUUAAUGCCGAAGACCAGCAGAGUAUGAACGAUCUCACAAAACAGAUAGUGGAAUCUGGACAUUUCAACCUCGCCGGCUUCCAGAAAAAGGAAAUGAAUAGAAAGGAGAGAAGAUAUGCAGAGAAGCAAAACAAGAAGGAAGCACAAAGCGAAAUUGACAAUGUCAUCUCGAACCUAGUGCGAUUCCAAGAGGAUGAUUCUGGCCUGAAAGUGACAGAUCUAUAUCUUGUGAAAGCUGUUCUCAAGCUAUGGAGUAUUUCAGUAGGUCAGCUAUUUGGCAAAUCCAGUCCAGCGUCAGCGAAGGAAGCGGUGGUCACUGAAGAGCAAGUGAUUGAUACUGAAACUGAAUCACAUAAUACUCCUUUGCAGGAUAACGCAGAGAAUGCAGAUGGUAAGAAAGUGUUGUCAAGUGGGAAGGUACUUCGUUCAAGAAAGAGGUAA
Pichia membranifaciens NRRL Y-2026 is the source of this 1161-nucleotide messenger RNA. RefSeq lists its product as hypothetical. Lineage: Eukaryota; Fungi; Ascomycota; Pichiomycetes; Pichiales; Pichiaceae. Gene Ontology annotation, cellular component: endomembrane system. The record is from RefSeq and is a predicted model, not a curated record. The transcript has a single exon. Bases 1 to 1161 code for a protein of 386 amino acids.